Cyphellophora attinorum is the source of this 5406-nucleotide messenger RNA. RefSeq names its product putative RNA-binding protein. Gene Ontology annotation, biological process: mRNA splice site recognition. The record is from RefSeq and is a predicted model, not a curated record. Gene Ontology annotation, molecular function: hydrolase activity; acyltransferase activity, transferring groups other than amino-acyl groups; mRNA binding. The transcript is spliced from 9 exons. Bases 1 to 5406 code for a protein of 1801 amino acids. Gene Ontology annotation, cellular component: cytosol. NCBI's taxonomy places the organism in Eukaryota, Fungi, Ascomycota, Eurotiomycetes, Chaetothyriales, Cyphellophoraceae.
AUGGAUCUUGGAGGGUCCGCGACGGCCCUCGUGCUGCAGGCACCGUUCCCGCUAUCGCCACCGCCGCCGAGCUCCGAUCCACGGGUCGGUGUUGGUGUCUUCGUGUAUCACCGAGCGACACGCCAAUUCCUGCUUGGGCAACGUCUAGGAUCUGCGGGACAUGGCACUUGGGGGCUACCGGGUGGCCAUCUGGAGUUCGCGGAGAGUUUUGAAGAAUGUGCUGCUCGCGAAUUGUACGAGGAGACUGGUCUAGACGUAGGUGCUGGUGAAUUCGGCGCAAUGAAGUUCUUGACGGCUACAAAUAGUGUCAUGGACGUGAAAACGAAUGAGAAAGCAGGGAAGCACUAUGCCACGAUCUUCAUGGAGGUAGAGGUGUUCGGGUCUGCAUCACAGCCACCGACGGCCAGGGUCAUGGACCCAGAUAAAUGCCGGCAAUGGCAGUGGUUGAGCUGGGAACUUUUCGAAAGAAACGUUCUGGCAGAGAGAAGCUGGGUGCUUUAUGGCAGCGAAAGCAUCAGUCAACAAAUGUCGAUGAUGAGAUUUUUUCAGCCGCUACACGAUCUAUUGCUUCAGCGGCCGAAUAUACGGGUGGGUGUGAGUGAGCAAGAGAAGGAUCUAGCCCAAUGGCCGUCUGGCACGACAAGGCAAACCUCGCAGAUACCGACAGGCCCUCGCUUCAAUCGCGACUUGCGGGAUGGCCAGAAUGUUAGUAGAGGGAGUUGGCAGACCGGGCCUCACAGCAAUUCUAGCUGGUCGUGGACGGUCCCAGAAUACAAUAGCACGAAGUCGCAGCAGUCAAUCAUCACUUCGAUCGGCGGCGGACCUGGAUACGCUCCAACUGGACCGAAGUCUCGAUCUAGUCUGCCUCCGUACCGGUGUAAUGCGCCGGAUUUGUCUUCUGCUUCAGUGAACAAUCGCGUCGCUAAAUUACCUCUGAUAUCUCCGCACCACUCAGGAGCUUCGAUCGCAUUCGACAGCAGUGCAGUCGAAUACCAGGGAACAGACAAGAAUGUUCAUGUCACUGUGCCGACUUACGAGACUCGCCCGACAAUUGCAAGUCUGAGUGCUACGACGCAAUUUCGUGACAGCUGUGGCCUUGGCGCUCGUUCGAACCAGCAUAGGCAGGAACGUCAGCACGCGACUACUUCACUCGCACCCAGGGAAGGCGUGCAAACGACGUUCUCGCCAGCCCCUUACUGCGUUUCCGCUAAUUAUCAUUAUCAGUCGGUCUUGCCACUUCGUCAGGUCUCAACAUACCAUCCAAACUUGAAUCACUCCAAAACUCCAAGAAACUUUCAAUGCAGAACGAAGCGUACCUCGAACAUGGCGCCAAACAUUAGAGCUUGGCCUUCGUACUCGCUCAAUCAUCCUGCAGGCGAUGAGAACGUGGUCAGCACGAGGUCAGUUUGGACUGCCAACAACCCAUCCGAGAGACCUGUCUUCAAUGACCAGAGCUACGGACGACCUACGCGUAAGCCGAAUCAGCCAGCAGUACUGUCCAAUAAGUCGCCAAAUACUCGAUUUUCGAUCGUCCAAGGCGCUCAAUCCCCAUCUAUCGAGAAACCACCUCCAGCAAGGGAAGCGUCCCCUCAUUCGAACAUGAAUCAAGAGCAAGGCCUGGAUCGAGUCUCGAACUCCUCUCACAUCAACGUUGAAACCAGUGCUGCAGAGUCUGCUUCGAUCGAGCCCAAUAUCGAUUCAGUCACUGUCUUCUCUUCUUAUACUGCACCUCCAGCUUCGACUACCACUCAUACUUUUGACGUUGCAAAGCAGAAGAGGACCUUAGAAGAGUCAAACACGAGCCUUCCUCCAGAGAUCAAUGCGGUCCCUGGCUGCCUUGUUGUUUCCGAUAUCUACGAGUGGGAGAAUUCAGACAAGGCUGUAGAAGAUUCUCAGUCCGAGCGCAUAUCCGUCUCACCUCCACCCUCUCGGACACAAGAAACACAUGCUGAGGAACGUUCGAUUUACGCCAAGAAUCUAGAGGUCGCGGUAAACCACAGUACGCCAAUCCCGCUACCAGAUCUCCAGACGCCAACCGUUCUGGUUGUUCUGAAAGUGCCAAUAGAAGAUCAUUGGACCCCGCGGCUUCAUCUGAAGAGGUCGAACGCUCGCGCGACUCCGCGACUUGAACGAUCGCCCCUUUCGCCAGAAGCUCAGCUCAGUCUUAAUGCGCGGCAACGAGAAGACGAGACUGAAGACCAAAUCCUGAAACGCCUACAGAAGCCGGCCAUGCAACGCGUCAAUCAACGGAAUCGAGACAAGCUCGAAGACAAACAUGCUACAACGGCUGUUGGUCUGCUUCACACUCUUCGAAAACAAAUGAGCCUAGCCAAGGAAGCAGAAAUUCGCGAGAAAGUUGCUUACUACAAACGACUGGGAGAGUCUCCGACACUAUGGACGAUCGACCAGAUAAAAGAGGUCGAGAUCCGCAAAUUCGGGCCGGAUCUCGAUGAGGUCGAUGAGGCUGCGGAAAUGAAGAGGGUCAUGGGCUUCGCGACUUUCGGGAAGCAGGCCAACAAGGCCUACGGUCCUAUAACUUCGACCUGGGCUACGACUGAGGAGUUCGAAGUACAGCAAGCGCAAGCAAAGAAGAAUAGGUCAUCCAAGCGCAAUAGUCGAUGGGCAACAAACUCAGAGGUCCGGGCCGAGCGGAUCGAAAAAGACAGUAACGCAUGGGGCUCCAUCGGUCUGGGUGACAUCUCUACUGAGUCAGGAGACUCUGCUGAGGAUGCUGUCCGAGGCGACGCGGACCCAGGUCUCGCUGGCUACGAUGGCAAAUUAACGGCGCCACCCAUCGAGUGGAAUAUGCGUCCUCGCAUGAAAGCUAGCAAGGUCAAUACAUCGUCGGCCAAUGCCGGUGAGGAAUUGGACAAGAUGUUCCGCCUGCAGUAUCCAGCCUCCUUCCCAACUAUUCCGACAGCAUACGUAUCAAACGUCGAUUUUCAUCCUGAUGGCAUCACUAUGAAGCCACGGACUCACUUCAUCAAUGCCAGCAACAUUGGUAUGUACUAUGAUCAGCUUGACAGCAAACAGGCAGACGAUGACUCCAAUGCGGCCGAUUUUGCGCAGGCGUUGAAAGGGGUCUGUCAGCCCUCUGAGGAGCAAUUAGACCUUGAGCGACAAAGCUCCGAUUUUCUCAAGAACAUCAAGACUGAGAUUGGCCUCAGCGAGACCUCCGAGAUCUAUUCCCAUCGUUACAGAGCGCUUGUUGCGAAAGCAGAUGGUCUCGAUGGAGGCAUGUCCACGCCCGCCACCGCAGCGAAUCCCAAGAUCAGCACUCCGUUCGCGAGUCAGCAGGUCAGAAGCCCGAAGCUGAACAUCUACCUCCGCCCAGCGACUCAAGCAGACUUGCGUCAAGUCACUGAUAUUUACAAUCACUAUGUUCAACACUCAACAUAUCCAACAGAUCUCGAAACAAUAUCAGUGGCUGAUAUGCAGGAAACUCUCGACGAGUCGGUCGAUCGCAAGUUACCUUUCAUCGUUGCUGUCGAGAAGCAGGUCAGGAGGAGCCGUCGCCGUUAUCGAACCCCAAGAGCCCGUGCAGACACUCAUCCUAUCCAGAACACAAACCCUGGCUAUCAGGCGCUGGUGGCAGAAGAGAAUAUCGUUGGAUAUGCCUACGCCCAGGACUGGGUAGCACAUCAAUGUUGUGAGCGCUUGACAGCCGAAAUGGAGAUCUACGUAAAGCAUUCUGAGCGACUACUCGGAGUAGGUACCACUUUGAUGGACAAAAUGCUGCAGAUCUGCGAUCGUGGUCACUUGUUGAAAGGGGAUCACGAAUUUGUUUGCGUCCCGGAGAAAGCUCAUUGCUACAGUGAGGGCGGCGCCAGAGAUCUGCACAAGGUGUACAUCUGUCUACGUACCUGGACCCAUCCCCAAGCGACACCUGAUUUUGAGCGCUCGAUCAAGAAGAGCGAUCGUGAGGAUGCGGUCGGAUUGUGGCUCAAGGCCUGGCUGGAAUCGUGGGGCUUUGAACAAGAAGGGCGUCUUAAGCAAGUCGGGGCUCGCAAUGGUCGAUACAUCGACACUUUGCAGUUCGGACGUAGCACCAUGUAUGCACCUAUUGAGGGGGAGAUUCCCGAUGCUCUGCCAGUCCCUUUCGUUACGACGCGUCAUUCGCUAGACGUCGCAUAUCAUGGCUUACGAAGCUACGGCAAUAACUUCCCCGGAAAUGGCCAGGAGCAGCCUAACAGCGCGCAAAUCCCCGGUGGCCAGGACCCUGGCGCGCCUGGCCAAAUCAACACAUCUGGCGCUCCUCCGAUGCAGUUCCCUACUGCUGAUUCCCAAGGUCAAGGCAUGCCGCAAGCUCCUGGUCAGCCGGGUACGCCUGGUGAGCAAAAGACGACUCUCUGGAUGGGCGAGCUCGAGCCAUGGAUUGACGAGAAUUUCGUCCGAAAUCUGUGGUUCCAGAUGGGCGAGCAAGUCAGCGUCAAGAUGAUCCGGGACAAGUUCUCAGGCAGUAACGCCGGAUACUGCUUCGUCGACUUCUCCUCUCCCGCCGCUGCUCAGAAGAGCCUUGGUCUCAACGGUACACUCAUGCCAAACACACAGCGUCCCUUCAAACUCAACUGGGCUAGUGGUGGUGGUCUGGCCGAUCGGCGCGACGACCGCUCUCCAGAGUACAGCAUCUUCGUUGGCGAUCUCGGUCCAGAAGUCAACGAGUACGUCCUGGUAUCGCUGUUCCAGAGUCGAUUUCCAUCCUGCAAGUCAGCCAAGAUUAUGACAGACCCUCUAUCUGGCAUGUCACGCGGCUACGGAUUCGUUCGAUUCUCCGAUGAACAGGACCAGCAACGCGCUCUCACGGAAAUGCAGGGUGUGUACUGCGGUAACAGACCUAUGCGCAUCUCGACUGCUACUCCCAAGAACAAAGGUGGUCCCGGUGGCAUGCCUGGUGGAAUGAACCAUAUGAUGGGCGGAGGCCAGCAAUCUCAGCAACAGCACAUGGGUUAUCCGCCUCAGAUGGGUGGCCCUCCCAUGCAGCAAGGCUUCUACGGUGGUGGUCCUCAGCCCAUGAACCAAUUCACCGACCCUAAUAACACGACUGUCUUCGUUGGAGGUCUAUCUGGCUACGUCACCGAGGACGAGCUUCGUUCCUUCUUCCAGGGAUUCGGCGAGAUCACAUAUGUCAAGAUUCCUCCUGGAAAGGGCUGCGGCUUUGUUCAAUUCGUUCAGCGUCAUGCCGCCGAGAUGGCCAUCAACCAGAUGCAGGGAUAUCCUAUUGGGAAUUCUCGUGUCCGUCUCAGUUGGGGUCGCAGUCAGAACAAUUCAGGACCUGCCGGAACUCCCUAUCGUCCUGCACCACCCCCGCCUAUGUUCGGGGCCCCGCAAAUGGGCGGUGGCAUGCCCCCCAACAACCCUUACGGCAACUACUAUAAGCCUGCCUUCACGAAGACGAAGAAACGUUGA